GUGGGUCUGUUUUUUUUUUCCCUCAUACCCUUCCAUAUAAUCUAGGCUGAAUUUCCCAGGAUCAUUCUUCAUUCAGGGUUUUGUAAAAUAACUUGCAAAAAAAAAAAAAAUCUCAAGAUCCUUAAACUUAUCAGAGUACUAUGAAACAAGAAGAAAAGUAGCAGAGGAGUUAGGUUCUCGUGCUGGUGUGCAACAUCUGGCACACUUCUCACACAGUGCACACUAUGUAGUGCUCUAGUAUGCAGUGUGGGACAUGAGGAGGAUUGGAGGACUUUCUGCACCGCCACACUCUUCACUCUUCACUCUUUCUGCUUAUCUGACAGCGCGACGUUUUCCUGGAGCUUUGGACACGACAGACUGUUGAAGUGCACUCCAGCAUUGAUGUAAAUGAAUAUGUGGAGAUGGAUUUCAUGAAGCUGAUCGGAACUGUUUUGGCUGUUUGUUGUCAUCCAGGCUGCGCACUAAAAGGCUUCUCCAGUCAGCGCAUAUGCCGUCGGGGUACGGAGAGGCCGUGCUAUAAGAUUGCUUACCACCAGGACAGUGGGUACGGGGUGAGCUUUGAGGAGGCCAGGCGGACGUGCAGGGAAGACGACGGUGAGCUGCUCAGUAUUGAAACAGAAAGCGAGCAGAGGCUAAUGGAGAUGUUUGUUCGAGACGCGCCAGGCGCUAAAGGUGACUUCUGGAUUGGACUGCGAAGGAAUCAAGGUUACAAAGAGUCAGCGGCUGCAGAGUGCUCAUCACAGUAUUACUGGCUGGAUCACAGCCAGGCUACCUACAGGAACUGGCUGUUGAAAGAACCCUCGUGUGGUUUUGACCAGUGUGUGGCCCUGCACUACAGACCCAAUGCGCCUGCUUCUCUCAAGGGACGCAAUAUGUUCAAGUGGAGUGAUAUCAGAUGCAACAGCAAAAAUAACUUCAUAUGCAAAUAUGCAGAAGAAAUAGCUCCGGUUCCUACUCCUGUUGGAAAUUCCACUGCUCGCUCAGUGUCUCUUUCAGAUGAAGGCAUCAAUGUCUCCUACAUCCUCCUGGCUACUGUACCUGUACUGCUUCUGAUUAUACUGGUGGUCUCUGGGGUCUUCUGUUAUAGAGUCAUGGCUAGGAAGAGAAAGGAACAAAAUGACAUCUACGCUGUGCCUGGUCAAUGGGUGUCUACUAGUGGGCUGAAAAACAGCAGUAGCCCAGUCCCCAAGGAUGGUCCCAGCCGGAAUGGGGCCCAGCUAGAAUACAUGAGCUCAGAAAUCAGCAGAACAUUCAGUGCAACGGACUAUGAGAAUGUUCCGAGCAAUACUGCUGGUUUUGUCACGAAUGAAAUCUACGAGGCAUGUCGCACUCCGGCCACCAUGGAGGCAGGAUGGGUGGAUAAUGACAUUUAUGGAUACUGAACCUGUCCAGUGAUGGGACAAAAAUUUAAUGACUUCUAACCCACCUGGCUCGAAUUCAUCUCAGCUUCUUCAGUGUCUGUGCUUGGACUUUAAUGCAAUCUGUAUUAACCCAAUGUGAAGGACAUGGGAUCCUGUGAAUGCUCAUCCCCCAAGGUGGACAGUAAGCCCACUUCUCUGAAAUGGACAGUACAAAGAAACACAAAGGUGUCAUCACCUCAUAGCCACUUCCUCUGUGCACGCCGGUGUCCGGGAAGAAGACAGCGCACACGGAAACUUACACAAUAAUGCCCUGACCUUUCUGCCCAUCUGAACAACGUCCUGUCCUGUAUCUCCUGUUGAGGUCCACUUUGUUUUUCAGACACUGUUAAUUCUGCAGUGGCAUACCAGUUCAAAGGCAAAAUAAUGGCAGUUUUGCUUAGCUCGGAUAUUUUAAGGUGCUAAAAAAUCCUGUUUCCAAAAGCAUAAAACUGUCAAUGUUUCAUUCUUUUCCUGUUGUGCUUAAAAUUAUACUGAAUGAAAUAUCAUCAAAAAUAUCUCAUAACAGUUUCAUUACAAAUAAGAUAAGGAUUUCCGGAUUUCAGGAUUUACGCAUAUGUGGAAAUAUAUCCUGUUGGUUAUGUUUAAUACCUGUUACACUAUGAUUGAUCUUUUCCUUCCAAAAUUCCUUAUAACUGUUGGCCGUAUGAUAUGAGCUUACAAGAAGUCAGUUAUCAUCCAUUCUGGAUAGUGUUUACAGUAAGGUUUUAACAAGACAGCAUUGUCAACAUUUUGCACCUUGCUAGGACUCAGAUAAUAUUUGCAGCUAAACGUACGGCAAGCUUUUAAUGAUGAACUUUUACAUAUACAUAGCUCUCUUCAUACAGGCUGACUGUAUAGUAAUCAGUACAUUAUAUAUUUAUAUAACACCAAACAUGCUAUAAGCAUAUGUGUUGAAUGCCAUCAUAGCAUUUUAUUUAAGUUUACCUUAUGACUAAUAAACAAGUUAUUGGUGCA
Molecule: messenger RNA, 2375 nt
Organism: Pangasianodon hypophthalmus (striped catfish)
Lineage: Eukaryota; Metazoa; Chordata; Actinopteri; Siluriformes; Pangasiidae
Gene: laynb
Product: layilin b
Exons: 6
Coding region: 402-1382 (326 amino acids)
Molecular function (GO): hyaluronic acid binding
Source: RefSeq, a predicted model, not a curated record